Molecule: messenger RNA, 987 nt
Organism: Odontomachus brunneus
Lineage: Eukaryota; Metazoa; Arthropoda; Insecta; Hymenoptera; Formicidae
Gene: RNASEK
Product: ribonuclease kappa
Exons: 2
Coding region: 242-535 (97 amino acids)
Molecular function (GO): RNA endonuclease activity
Source: RefSeq, a predicted model, not a curated record
AACACGAACAAACCUAUUGUUAUCGUCCCGAGUCUGUCACAUGAUUACAAAUUAUUCCUGUGACCGAUCGUCGCGAACGAGUGAAUCGCCGAGGGUGUAGCGAACGCGGUGUCCGGGACACCUGUUUGAGUCUGACGAUCGCAACGAAUCGCGGCUGAUAAUCCAAAGAUUUUCGCGGACAGUGGAUGCGUCGCGAUUAGGUUAAACUCGACUCUGUCUCGAACGAUCUUGAUAGUUGAGGAUGAAGAUUUGCGGGCCCAAGUACGCUUUGUGCGGUUUAGUGUUGUCCGUUUGGGGAAUAUUUCAGCUGCUCCUCAUGGGGGUGUUCUUCUACUUCCGCAGCGUAGCCCUGGUAGAGGAUUUGCCAAUGGGAAACAAGAACUUCACCACGCUGAAGGACUUCUACAAAGUGGCGGAUCGUGGCUAUAUGCAGAACGCGUACAACUGCUGGAUCGCCGCGUGUAUCUACGUCCUCACCUUUCUCUUCUCGGGCCAUCAAUUCUACCUCAAUUCCAGAUCAUCUCUUAGCGUAUAAGCAAUUAAAGAUGUAUUGGUUCUUUAUCACAUAUAUCUAACAGAAACAGAGCUGUCAUCACAGCUCUGCUACGUUAGUAGAAAUGAGUAAUACGAUUACAGUUGCAAUUGAAUUACAUAUAUUUGAGCGUGACUUACCUGUGAUGCGACAUCCAGGUUCCAAGUGUCUCUACGAGCGCAACAGAAAGCAUAUUUUGCCACAUGGGUGUGUGAUUACAAAGGUAUUCAAGUAUAUUUCCAUGUAUUAGUAUAUUUUUUUUCUCAUGGGUGUAUAGCUGAGAAGUAUAGUAGAAAUUGAUGCAAAUUACAUAGCUCAAGGAAGUUUUCUCAUGAUGAUGUAAUUCCUACUCUCAUUAUAAGAAUAAUAUAUUCCAAUCAUUGAGUCAUACAAUUGCUAAAUGUAUUGUUACAUAAUGUUAAUAUGAUUUAAUAAAUUAUUAUUACCGACAACAA